Salvelinus sp. IW2-2015 is the source of this 3676-nucleotide messenger RNA. Lineage: Eukaryota; Metazoa; Chordata; Actinopteri; Salmoniformes; Salmonidae. The record is from RefSeq and is a predicted model, not a curated record.
AUGUGGUCGAACGAGAAGGGAUUGAGUGUCGGGUCUCGUGUCCACCACGAGGGGUCUCCGUUUGGGCAGCAGCUUCACCAGCCGCCCCCUCCGCCCCAGCACCUUCUCCCCCCCCACACAGACAGAGACCGAGACAGACCCCCCAGCAGAAGCAAUAAGCCCAGUAGACCCCCCUCCAACAAAGGAGCCAGUAACAGCAGUGGUAGUAGUAGUAGUAGUGGUGGUAGCAGUGGUGGGAGUAAUACUAAUAGUAGUAGCCUUCCUAUUGAUUCCUCCCCUCGCGCCUCUUCUCGCCUCCCCCAGCCUGCUCCUCCCCUGCCUCCCCCUCACAUAGACAGCACCAUGGACCUACAGAGGGCAGUCUCUAGAAUAGUACCGUUAUCUUCCUCCUCUUGUUCCUCUUCCUCUUCCCAGACGAUACCUCACUCAUUCUAUGUGAGCAGCAUGGCUCCAGAGCACCCAUCCCCUGCCUGGCCCAGCCCCCACAAACCCAGACCCAGAGAUGGGGUGUCGGAUCACAGGGCUGGAGGAUGUGAGAAGAGACCCAGUCAGUGCCCUUCUAAACCAUCCUCUGAGCGGCCAGCCCCACUGAACCAGCCCCCGACUACCAAAGACCCAGCAGACCCAAAGCCUCUCGACCUCUCUGGAAGAUUGUUGGAGUUAGGCCUGCCUCCUAACAGCUUCCCUGUGAAGAUGGAGGCUCUGGGGUCCCCGGGGCCUCGGUACGGACCUCCCCCUAGCCGGGAGCUCCUGAAAGAGACCCUCUCUCUCUCACCCCCCUCCCUACCCUCCCACUCCCACUCAGUGGUCAGCAGCACUUCCUCUAAAGCCCCAGAGAGGCCGGAGAUGAUCAGCACUUUGCACUCCUCCUGGGUGGUGCCCACCCUUACACCCACCUACACCAUUGGGUCUACCCACGCACACCCCCACCCCCCAGCCAUGUCCCCAUCCCCCAGGCCCAGCCCAGACACCCAAGGGAAAGGCUCCUCUCCAUCUGUCAUCAAACACAAGGCUCUGGAGAGAGUCCUGCCCCAGCCCCAGCAACGCAGUCCAUCCUGCCCCAGGGUAGGAGAGACAAAUACUACCCCAAUACCUUCCAAUCUCAAUCCUCCCUCCACAAUACCCUUGUCCCCCAAACCCAAUAAUGAUUGGCCCAAACACAGCCCCAGCCAAUCAGAAAGUUCCCCCAUGGCCGGCCAUCUUAGGAACUCCACAGAGAAGCUCCCCAAAGCCCCCAAGAGGGCUGAGACAUCCCAGGAGGUGUCUCCAUAUAAUAAACGUCAGUGUCUAGAGAAUGCCAAUGGGCACCCACCCAGCCACCUCUACCUGCCCCAGAGCGAGGCCUACCUACCUCACAGCAUGGUGUACGCCAACCGAUACCUGCACUACUCUGUACCCGACGGCAUGGCCCUCCACUCUCUCCCUCUGCCAGGGAAGGGCCCUGCCUACCCUCCCCCCAUCCUGCUUGGCAGUAACAGCCUUUACCCUUCCCACCUGGCAGCCAAACACCCCUUACCAUACCACAGCCACGCUGGGGAGUACCUCACGUACAACUCCCAGGAGAUGGCCCACCCUCUGAUGCACACACACACAGACUCUAAAGCCCUGGAGCGGGCAGAUCAGGGGCCCAAGUCCCGUGGCCAGGGCCAGGACAAACCUAGGGGACUCAAAGAGGAUUUUGGUGUAUCCCACAGGGGCCGGAGUGAUGUGGAGACAGGGGAGGGGUCCCAUGUGAAGCGCAAUAAAGAUGCAGGGGAGUGGGGAGGGAGCCAGCCCAGACCCCUCUCCUCCUCCAGCACCAGUAUCCCUUCCAAAGAUAGAAUCGUCUGCAUUGACCUCGUCCACUCCGACACAGAUGGAGAGUCCACGCCGGCCGCCAACCAGCCGCCACUCCCUGUCAUCGUUCCCAUCACCAGGGGCAACCAACACCAGUGUGGCCAUGGCGACCAAAGCAUGAGGGAAGUGGAGCGGGAGCCAGAACACCAACUGCAUCAUCAUCAUCUUCAUCACCACCCCAGCCCAAGCUCCACCCUGAGAACUACCCACACAGACAGACAACCAGAGACCCCCUGUAUGAGACCCAGGCCCCUCCAGGAGACAGGCUGUCCGGGUGUGGCCUCUAGCCCACCUCAGGGCUCCCCAGGACUGGUUACUCGGGCCGAGGAGAGCCGUGAGGACCAGAUCCCUUCCUCAGACCCAAGGGACCAGAGGGAGCAGGUCAAAAGCACCCUGCGCUGUGCCCGCACAUCUGGGGACCGCAAGACGAGAGACCGGACUCUUGGAGAUUGUGACCGCACCGCAGUAGACCGUACAACUGGUGAUAGUGGCCGCAUGCCUGGCGACCGCACGUUUAGAGAUCGCACAUCACCUUGCGACCGCACGUCUGGAGAGGAGAGAGAAGAGAUGGACAGACGAACCUCCUUCCACCCCAUCUAUCGCUACAUGGACCUGGGGAAGGAAAGAGAAAGAGAAGGAGAGAGCGUUGAAGACACAGAGGAGUCACAUGGAGAGGGGGAUGAGGACGAGGAGGGUGGACGAAGAGGUUCACGGAGGACCAGUCUGACCAAGAGGAUCGCUAACUCUUCAGGCUACGUCGGCGACCGCAUCAAAUGUGUCACAACCGAGCUGUAUGCAGACUCUAGCAAGCUGAGUCGGGAACAGCGCUCCCUGCAGAUGGAAGUCAUAUCACGAGAGGGGAGUAAUAUAAGUCGCCCUGCAGCUAACUGGGAGGUCAGUUCUUUACAUUUCUCUAUCUCACUCUACCCCUCACACACACUUUCUCUCCCCUUCUACCCUCUUUCUUGUUUCCACUCUCUUUCUCUCCGCUGCGAUGCGUGUGUGCUGUGGGGCAGUGAGCAACCUACGGCUCCUGCUACUAAUGAGGAUGAUGAUGAUGAAGAGGUGAGGAAGCUGAAGGUGUGUAUCGAGCUGAAGGGGCUCCGCCUCCGCAAGCCCACCUCUUCCUCCCCUGAGAGGCCAGAGGUCAAAGAGGAGAGGACAUGGUCAUCACAUCACAGCCCCUCCUUCCUGCCCCGGACCCGACCCCCGACACCAACCUGGAGCCCAGCCCAUGCCCCGCCCCCUCGGGAUAGGAAGUUCAAGGUUGAUCCGGAAGUGAAACCUCUGUCACAGAAGCCAGAGAUCACAAAAAGCUGGGCCAGAGAGAUGCUGGCUAAUGGAGAUGCUAAACGAGUUGGACUGCUCCCUUCAACCCAGCAGAGGGACAGAUCUGCCCCCCAGGGGCCCCUCAUGGGGCAAGGAUGUGACUGGGGAUCCAAGGAACCCAGGAGAGGAGGGCUGGGGGUGAAGACUGAGGGUCAGUGUCCCCCCCCCUCGGCCCCUGAGCCCCCCACCGAAGACACAGCCUCUCUCAAGCCCCGUCGUCAUAGCGACACAGACAAACCCAAGGGCAAGCGACCGUGCAAGACCAAACACAUCAGCCAGAGAGAGAGGGAGCGGAGGAGAGAGCUGCUGAACGGCGGCAGCAACCAGCAUGGAAGCACURAUCUGGGAGCAGCUUUGGAGGACAAGGUGAGUGUGGUGGAGUCAUUGGGGUUUCAGUGUUAACAGGUCUGUUGUCAGAUUUAACAGGCUGGAAUGGGCCUUGGAGAGACAGUGAGAUAAAUUACAGAGACAGUGGAUCGAGGCCGCAAGAGGAGGGUCGUUCCACCUCAAA